Octopus sinensis (East Asian common octopus) is the source of this 4113-nucleotide messenger RNA. RefSeq names its product FRAS1-related extracellular matrix protein 1-like. The transcript has 9 exons. The record is from RefSeq and is a predicted model, not a curated record. Gene Ontology annotation, cellular component: membrane. Lineage: Eukaryota; Metazoa; Mollusca; Cephalopoda; Octopoda; Octopodidae. Gene Ontology annotation, biological process: cell communication. Bases 29 to 3997 code for a protein of 1322 amino acids.
GUACAUCCAGGACGGAUCGGAAGUGACCAUGGACAGUUUCACCCUCACUCUGACCGACGGCAUCCACCAAGUGACGAAAGACAUAAACAUUGACAUUGUCCCCAUCGAUGACCAGGCGCCGCGACUGCGAGACGGAUUGAAACCACACCUGAUCGUUUCGGAAGGCAACGACGCCGUGGUCACGUCAUCCGUGUUGUCAGCAAAAGACGACGACACUGAUGAAGAACUCCUGACCUUUCUGAUUGUAAAGCAACCGCGCCACGGUACUCUGAAGGUGAACGGCUACGCCGUCACGAAGUUCACGCAACAAAACAUAAAAGAAAAGGUUGUGAAAUAUCACCACAAUGGGGACGAAAUUGGCCCCACUCCGAAGCAAGACAGUGUGUCUUUCAUAGUUUCUGACCAGAACUAUGCUUCAGCUAUAGAGCUUCCCAUUUAUGAUUUGAACAUUACAAUAACGCCGGUUGAUAACCAGAAACCGAACAUUUUGUCCGGCAACCAGAUACUCCUUCAAGAAGGAAGUACGUUUGUUGUGACAGUGGAAAACUUAAACGCGGAGGACAUCGAUACUCUUCCGCGCAACAUCCGCUUCAUGAUUGUCAAACAGCCCCAAUGGGGAUAUCUGGAGAAUACGAAACCGACACCCGGAUCGGGGAAGAGCAAUGCCGGAAUCCAAAUCAAUUCUUUCCGCUUGCAAGACGUCCUCGAUAAAUCCAUCAACUAUGUACAAACGAAUCACAUCGGUGUGGAACCGCUGUACGAUUCAGUGGAGCUGUAUGCUAUGGACGGGAAGCUGCACUCCGAAACGAAAACACUAGCCAUCAACAUCAUCCCGACAAACGACGAAGUGCCCGACGUCAUGUUGCAAGACUUUGCCAUUCUUGAAGGUGGCACCAAGACCAUCAACCAGUCCAUUGUCGACGCCAUCGACUUAGACGUCCCCAAAGAUCCACUUACUUUUUCUAUUUCCAAGCCGCCGAAAUUCGGUAAAAUUGUUGUAAUGUCGCAAUCAAAGACUGGAGGAGUUGAAAAACCAUUCAGAGAUUUCUCUAUCGAAGAACUACAGAACGGAAUUCAGUUGAAAUACAAGCACGAUGAUUCCGAGAACUUCCACGACCGAUUUGUGCUUGUCGUAAGCGACAGUAAACACGCCGUAAGAAAAACGUGUAAUAUAACCAUUAUUCCGGUCAACGACGAAGAACCCAUCAUUACUAAAAACUCUGGCCUCAAUCUUGAGUACGGCAACUUUGGUCUGAUAUCCAGCAGUAGCUUGCUGGCCGAGGACAAAGACACAAACCCUUCGAACUUAAUAUUUGUGCUGAUUUCUCUUCCGAAAAUAGGAAACCUUCAAUACAGAAUGGAAUCUUCUUACCCACCUGCUCAGGCUAGGUGGUAUGACUUUGAAAUGGGGGCUAAUUUUACCCAGGAAGAUAUCAACAGUGACCGAAUACGUUACAUUCACGCUAGUGAUGACACUCAGUCGAAAGUCGACAGUUUCAUCUUCGUGCUGACGGACGGAGUCAACAAACACGGCCCUCUUACUUUUUCAUUCCACAUCAAAAACUCCAAAGCGACGAAGAUUUCGUUACUCAACAAAGGGCUUAAAAUCAAAGAAGGGGCCCGCGCCAUCUUAUCUAACGAUAUCCUAAGCGCUUCUGAUGGUAGCACGGCUGCUGAAGAAAUCCACUUCACAAUCACUAAACCUCCUAGUUUGGGACAGUUGGAAUACAUCAACGCUCCUUUCGAGUCCAUUAAGGGCUUCACGCAGCUCGACUUGGCCGGACAGCAGGUUGUGUAUAACCACAUAUCCAAGAGUGACAUCGCCGAAGACUAUUUCUCGUUCACCGUCACUAACGGCUUGAAAUACACUAGAGACGACCAGCUCCUUAUUCAUAUCGAAUCUCAGGACGAAAUAUUACCCACGCUGGAGGUCAACAAUCCUAUAGAAGUGAUUCAAGGAGCAAAGGUUGCUGUGAGCACGCUCCAUUUGAAAAUCUCCGACCCCGACACUUCUGUAGAAAACCUCACCUACGAAAUUGUCAAACCUCCUAAAUACGGCCACCUGUAUAACCUCAACAAUCUAGUGGUCCACUCUUUCAACCAGCAGGACAUCAACAAGGGUCGCAUCUCGUACGAAAGCGAUGGUUCGUUAGCUACUUUCGACCACUUCAUGUUCAUGAUAAGCGAUGGCCAUCACAACGGGUUUUAUACCAACACAUCUCUUUCCACCCAGCCGGUCGUCUGCAACAUUCACAUAAAAUCCCUAUCGCAAGACGCUCCUCAGCUACAGAUCAACAAAAACCCGGAAAACCUGGAGAGUUUCGGCAAGAAGCGAUACGGUUUCAAGCUGACCAGCAAGUCCCUGAGAGCAUUUGAUUCAGACACCGACAGUUCUCAUCUACUGUACGUUAUUACGAAGCGACCGGUCAACGGUCACAUUGAGAACAUAGCAGCCAAGAGAUACGUCCACCGAAAGUUCACACAGAAGGACCUCGACGAACAGAGCUUGCUCUACAUCAUAAACCCCAAGACCAACGAAGUCAAUGACAGUUUCAGCUUUCGGAUUGAGGACUUCAACGGAAACUCUCUUGAAAACCAAAAAUUUAACAUCAGGUGGUCUCGUACAGAGUUUCAGCUUACAGACUAUGUCGUGUGUGAAAAUAUUGGCACCCUCAGCCUGACACUGUUUCGUAUCGGCAAUGUAGAAAGACCAGCCUUUGUCGACAUCCGUGUUCGACAAAUGUCUGCUAAGCUACAGAAUGACUUCAUCCCCAGCACCACGAAACAGGUCAAGUUUGAACCAGGAAUGAAACAGGCCAGGUGGAAUAUCCUGAUCGAAGGAGAUGACUUGAAGGAGAAUAAUGAGAAGUUCAAACUUAUUCUUCACAGCCCUGUGAACAUUAUUAUUGGCAAAAAGGGUAAAACAACUGUAAAAAUAAUCAAUGCUGUUAAUGCCCAUUGCCCGCAAUACAUCGGAAUGAUUAGUAAAGAACACCCACAGCUUCUGAUGGAGACCAGCAACCACAUCCAGGUGAACAACAACAACAACAACAAAAACAACAACAAACAGCUGCUGCCACAGUUCAACCAUCUGACCAAGUUACUAGACAGCCCCGGGGGUGACGACGACUUCCACAGCACCACGAACAACAAAAACGACAGCAAUGAUGACAACAACAGCAACAGCAACAACAACAACAGCAGCAACAACUUCGAAGUGUCACCCACCAAGUCGAAGAAGAAAGGUACCAAAGGGGGCAAGAAGACGAAGAAAUCAAAGAAAGGGAAAAAGAAAGGCAAGAAGUCCAAAAACAAGAAGACGUCUUCAUCAUCAUCAAAAUCUCUCUCUGAUCUUGGGAAACCUAUCUUGGAGGAAGUAGCAAAGGGCAGCCUCAAAGGAGCCAAGAUAUGUACCCAGAAUACCAAAGAUCUUCUAUUCCUUGACCGAAACAGCAAGAAACUAUACAGCUGUGAUGGGAAGCAGUGGCGUGAAUGGCAUUUCCUGCAAGGUCAGAAGGACCAACAACCACAGAGCAGUCUUUGUGAACAAGGUUGGGCAGAAUACCAAGGCCAAUGUUACAAAUUUGUCAAUGAAAAAAUGACAUGGGACAACGCUGAACUAUUCUGUCGUGGGUCCUUCACGGCCCACCUGGCCAGUGUACUCUCACGAAAGCAUCACAGAUGGAUGGGAAACCUCAGUGGCAAAAACUCUUUCUGGAUUGGUCUAAAUGACAAAUCAGACACGGGAUUCUGGGUCUACAUGACAGGUGACCCCGUCCGCUAUACGAAGUGGCGGCAGGGUCGCCCCCGCAUCAAGCGUACAGCUCACAAGAAGAACUGCGUCCUAGUCAACCGUCGAUUGAAGUGGUCAAACAAAAAGUGUGACCGGCCCAAAGCUAAAUUUGUCUGCCAAAAGGCAACUCUGUCUCAACACAUGUACAAGAGCCAGUCAAUUAGAUACAGACUACGUCAACGAAGAUACUACAGCGCACACUAGUGCACCUGCCAUCACCUGUAAUAAAUAAAAAUAAUAAUAAUAAUAAUAAUGAUAAAUAUAAUAAUACUAAAAAUGAAAAUGGUAAUAAUGAUAUUGAAUAUAUGAAUAAAUCACAU